Messenger RNA from Xiphophorus maculatus (southern platyfish), 1468 nucleotides. Its product is annotated as germ cell-specific gene 1-like protein. The transcript is spliced from 5 exons. The record is from RefSeq and is a predicted model, not a curated record. NCBI's taxonomy places the organism in Eukaryota, Metazoa, Chordata, Actinopteri, Cyprinodontiformes, Poeciliidae. The coding region runs from base 315 to 1199 and encodes 294 amino acids. Gene Ontology annotation, cellular component: plasma membrane.
CAGACGAGAGCACGAGGAGAAAAUCCCACACUGAUGCAAACGAGCAUCAAAUCCUCUGACAACGUGACGUCCGAGCAGGCUCGUGGUGAAACGCGUGUGAAUUAGGUGGAAAUGAAUCACUUUGUCUCCUGUCUGAGCUCCUUGUUGGAGAUGUAACCUGUCCGUGGACAGUAUUUGGCAACUUUUCGGGUGUCCAAUGGGACCCUCUUCUCACCUGGUGCGCUCGUGCGUCUCUUCCACCUGGCACUCAUGAACUUCUGGGUCCUGCGCGCGCCGCUGACGCUGCUGAGGCUCGUGCAUCCCUCACGCGGACAAUGAAGACGAGGACCCUCCUGUCGGUCAGCCUGAACUUCUUCGCCCUGUUCUUCGCCAUCACUGCCUUCAUCACCACUUACUGGUGCGUGGGGACGCAGCGGGUGCCCAAGCCCAAAUGCAGCAAGCUGCGGACGCACCAGUGCAUAGACUACGGAGUGAACGAAACGGACCCCAACAAGGUGGUGUACAGCUGGGAGACCGGGGAUGACAGGUUCCUGUUCCGACAGUUUCACACCGGCAUUUGGUUCUCGUGCGAGGAGAACAUCCACGAUGAAAGUGAAAGAUGCCGAAGUUUCAUCGAUUUAGCUCCUGCAUCAGAGAAAGGAAUGCUGUGGCUAUCUGUGGUUUCUGAGAUGUUGUACAUUUUGCUGCUGAUGGUGGGCUUCAGCCUCAUGUGCAUGGAGCUGGUCCACUCCAGCAACGUAAUUGAUGGGCUCAAGCUCAACGCCUUUGCUGCUGUCUUCACGGUGCUCUCAGGUCUUCUUGGCAUGGUGGCUCAUGUGAUGUACACGCAGGUCUUCCAGGUCACAGUCAGCCAUGGUCCACCUGACUGGAGACCCUACAACUGGGAUUAUGGGUGGUCUUUCUGCUUGGCAUGGGCAUCUUUCACCUGCUGUAUGGGCGCAUCAGUCACCACCCUCAACUCCUACACGAAGACCGUUAUCGAGUUCAGACACAAGCGCAAGACUUUUGAGCAGACCAUCCGGGAGGAGAACGCACGUGAGGCGUACGGAUACUUCCGGGACAACUCCUUGCACUCCAUUUCUAAGUCUGUGGACGUUUACUCCAGUCAGUCUCUAAAAAGUGGCAGGAGGACUCCUAUACCUACCACCUCAUUGGACUUUGUCGACCUCGCAGCAUCUCUUGGGGAGGAACAAUGCUGAUAUGUUAUUUUUUUGUGUUCUACUGUGAGGCUUGUGGGUUUGCUCUUCAACAUUGCCUUAACUGAAGCAGAUCAGGUGGCUUCAUGUCACAGUUGAUUCAAGUUGGGAAAUAAACUGGUGAAAAAAAUGGACAACUCCUGAGAUCCAUGGAUGUACAUGUAUUUUAUUUUUCUUUUUUUGUGAAACUGAAUAUAUUGUAACAUAUAAAGAAAUGUUGAGUUCACCCAUACAGUUGGAUUGGAGUGAGAGUCUUUCUGUUUCUCACAGCC